Molecule: messenger RNA, 978 nt
Organism: Rhea pennata
Lineage: Eukaryota; Metazoa; Chordata; Aves; Rheiformes; Rheidae
Gene: POU1F1
Product: POU class 1 homeobox 1
Exons: 6
Coding region: 1-978 (325 amino acids)
Biological process (GO): regulation of transcription by RNA polymerase II
Molecular function (GO): RNA polymerase II cis-regulatory region sequence-specific DNA binding; DNA-binding transcription factor activity, RNA polymerase II-specific
Source: RefSeq, a predicted model, not a curated record
AUGACUUGCCAAGCGUUUGCUUCAUCUGACACCUUUGUACCCUUGAAUUCUGACUCUUCUCCUUCUCUGCCUCUGAUAAUGCAUCACAGCGCUGCAGAAUGCCUACCAGUUUCUAACCAUGCGACCAAUGUUGUGUCUACAGUCCCGUCUGUUUUGUCUUUGAUCCAAACUCCUAAAUGCUCCCAUGUCCACUUUGCCAUGACGACUUUGGAAAAUGCAUCGUCAGGCCUUCAUUAUUCUGUGCCGUCCUGUCAUUAUGGAAAUCAACCAUCGACCUAUGGGGUGAUGGCAGGUGGCCUGACCCCUUGCCUUUAUAAAUUCCCUGAGCAUGCUCUGAGUGCUGGUUCCUGUGCUCUGGGCCACAGCUUCACUCCCAUGCACCAGUCUGUUCUGGGAGAUGAUCCCACAGCCUCUGACUUCAAGCAGGAAUUCCGCAGGAAAAACAAAUCUGUUGAAGAGCCAAUAGACAUGGAUUCUCCUGAAAUCAGGGAGCUGGAGAAAUUUGCCAACGAAUUCAAACUGCGAAGAAUUAAGCUGGGCUACACACAAACUAAUGUUGGAGAAGCACUGGCUGCUGUACAUGGCUCUGAAUUUAGCCAAACUACUAUUUGCCGGUUUGAAAACUUGCAGUUGAGUUUCAAGAAUGCAUGCAAACUGAAAUCAAUUCUGUCCAAGUGGCUGGAGGAAGCAGAACAAGUAGGAGCUUUGUACAAUGAAAAAGUUGGAGUGAAUGAGCGGAAGAGAAAGCGCAGAACCACCAUAAGUAUUGCUGCCAAAGAAGCCCUAGAGAGGCACUUUGGAGAACAAAGUAAGCCUUCUUCUCAGGAAAUUAUGAGGAUGGCUGAGGGGCUCAAUCUUGAGAAAGAAGUUGUGAGAGUUUGGUUUUGCAACAGAAGACAAAGGGAAAAAAGAGUGAAGACAAGUUUACAUCAGAACACCUUUAGUUCUAUUAUCAAGGAACAUCACGAAUGCCGAUAA